GCAUCUUUAAAAGCGACUCUGUAACUUUAACAGCGAGCCCUGGCCGGAGGUUUCUCUCCAAACUUGUGCCCCGGCAGCGUCCAGCGUCCCAAUGACGAAAGCAGUUGUAACUCGAGCGCGGGGAUAUCUUUAGCCCGAGCGAGAGAGAGGCGCAUUCUCACCCCGCGCGCAGAGCUGCAGGAGCCGCGUAGAAGGAGACCGCUCGCAGCCUCUCACUGUGCCUCGCGGAGCCAGGGGGGACUGGACAGGAGGCGGAGGCAGCGCGGUGCCGGGUCUCCGGGCUGAGACACAUGUCGCCCGCUGGGGCGCGGGGUCCGGGGAGCAUCCAGCCGGAGGGGACCGCGCAGGACGCGCGCUCGAGAAGGCGCUGACUCCCGGGGCCCCUUUCCUUCUCUGGCGUCCUUGAUCACCCUGUGCGCGCGUCAGGAUGGUGUGGGCGACGCUCCUGGGGCUCGGCCUCCUCUGCCACUUGUGCCAGGGCUACUUCGAUGGCCCUCUGUACCCGGAGAUGUCCAACGGGACCCUGCACCACUACUUCGUGCCGGAUGGGGACUACGAGGAGAACGACGACCCCGAGAAGUGCCAGCUGCUGUUCCGCGUGAGCGAGCGCCACCGCUGCGCCCAGGGCGCCGGGGGCCCGGCCGCGGACGCGCUGCGCCUCAGCCUGCGCGAGGAGUUCACGGUGCUGGGCCGCCAGGUGGAGGACUCGGGCCGAGUGCUCGAGGGCAUCAGCAAGAGCAUCUCCUACGACCUGGACGGCGAGGAGAGCUACGGCAAGUACCUGCGCCGCGAGUCGCACCAGAUCGGGGACGCCUACUCCAACUCGGACCGCUCCCUCACCGAGCUGGAGAGCAAGUUCCGGCAGGGCCAGGAGCAGGACGGUCGGCAGGAGAGCCGGCUCCACGAGGACUUCCUGGGGAUGCUGGUGCACACCCGCGCCCUGCUCAGGGAGACGCUGGGCAUCUCCGCGGGGCUCAGGGACAAGUACGAGCUGCUGGCUCUCACUAUCCGGAGCCAUGGCACGCGGCUAGGGCGGCUGAAGAAGGACUACCUGAAAGUGUAGGUGGCUGGUCAGAAGCGCCGUCCUGCCUGCCUGCGGUGGGGUGGGGAGAAGGCAGGGCUCGACUUUCCCUUGUACUUGCUACUUUUUAUAUCCGGAUUUGCAGUUUGAGGAUGGAUGUGAGGCCAUUUGGAAAGGCUCAGAGGUCAAGUGGUUGUGCUUUGUGCGUUAUUUAUGGGAUCUGGAUUUGUGUGUGUGGCACCUAUAAAGACGACACCUUGUGUCGUCCAAUUCCAGCCACACCUCCAGUCUUUCCCAGCGGGCGCUUCCGGACUCUGCAAAGACAGGGCGCCAGCCGCAAGGGAAAUGGCAGUGGGGACUGGCGGAGGGUAGGUUCUGUCCAGGA
Molecule: messenger RNA, 1406 nt
Organism: Octodon degus (degu)
Lineage: Eukaryota; Metazoa; Chordata; Mammalia; Rodentia; Octodontidae
Gene: Fibin
Product: fin bud initiation factor homolog (zebrafish)
Exons: 1
Coding region: 428-1063 (211 amino acids)
Source: RefSeq, a predicted model, not a curated record